This is a messenger RNA of Linum trigynum, 2196 nucleotides long. Lineage: Eukaryota; Viridiplantae; Streptophyta; Magnoliopsida; Malpighiales; Linaceae. The record is from the annotation of a GenBank genome assembly.
AUGGGAUUCCACCCUUUUUCUGGUUUGUACAGUUUUGUAGACCACAAGGCCAUGGAGAAGGUGUUGCACUUGCAGACAUAUAUACCAUCCAUGAUGCAAUGGUUGAAAUCCAAAACUGGUCUUGACGACAGGGAUUCCAAAAGGAUUCCAAAGUUUGGCAAGUUCAGAGUUUUCCUAGAGAAUAACCAUGCCGGCGAGCUUUGGAAUAACAGGAUUGUUGAUCCAGGAAGUGACAUCUCCCUGCAAUGGAACAAGGUUUUCCUCAUCUCGUGCCUGGUCGCUCUCUUCGUCGAUCCAUUGUUUUUCUACCUCCCGACCAUAGUCCAAGCUGAAGGUUCAACAUGUAUGGCGAUCGACUUGAAGCUGGGAAUCACAGUGACAUGUUUCAGAACUAUUGCAGAUGUGUUCUAUUUGAUGCAUAUAGUUUUCAAGUUCAGGACGGCUUAUGUGGCUCCAAGUUCGAGAGUUUUUGGCAGAGGGGAUCUGGUAGUGGAUCCCGAGUUGAUUGCCCGGCGAUAUUUAAGAACCGAUUUCUUUGUUGAUUUUAUUGCAGCAUUGCCUCUCCCUCAGAUUAUGAUAUGGUUUAUAAUUCCAUUGAUCAAGACGGCGCAGUCUGAUUACACCAACAAUGCCCUUGUACUUGUUGUUCUGCUGCAGUACAUUCCCAGAUUUUAUCUGAUAUUCCCAUUGAGUUCAGAGAUAGCUAAAGCAAAUGGAGUAGUGACGAAAACUGCCUGGGCUGGUGCUGCUUACAACCUCGUGUUAUACAUGCUGGCCAGUCAUGUGACGGGUUCUGCUUGGUAUCUGUGUUCGAUCGAGCGCUAUGCAACAUGCUGGAAAUACCUGUGCGAACAAGACAUUGAAACUCAAACACGAUGCCAGUCUUCUUACUUGGUUUGUAACAAUCUAGAAAAGCCUGACAGAAAAGCAUGGGCAGGGACUACCAGAGUGUUUAGCAAAUGUGAUCCCAACAACGCUUCCGACCCAAACGUAUUCGAUUAUGGAAUGUUCUCAAACGCUUUAUCAAAGCAGGUUGCUUCUGCUACCUUCACCGAGAAGUACUUGUAUUGCCUCUGGUGGGGGCUGCAGAACUUGAGUUCCUAUGCACAGAGCACAAACACAACCACAUUCGUCGGAGAAACUUUGUUUGCCAUCGUGUUGGCCGUCAUGGGUCUGGUUCUUUUUGCUCAUUUGAUUGGAAACAUGCAGACGUACUUGCAAUCCCUCACUGCUAGACUUGAAGAAUGGCGCCUCAAGAGAAGGGACACCGAAGAGUGGAUGAGCCAUCGCCAACUUCCUCAAAACCUGCGAGGGCGUGUGAGGAGAUAUGUUCAGUACAAAUGGCUAGCAACUCAUGGCGUCGAUGAAGACGCAAUCUUGCACCAACUACCUGCUGAUCUUCGUCGAGACAUUCAACGACACCUAUGUUUGGACCUUGUUCGUCGUGUUCCUUUCUUCUCACAAAUGGAUGAUCAGCUCCUAGACGCAAUCUGCGAACGCUUGGUCUCGUCAUUGAUCACUCAGGGCACCUACGUUGUCCGCGAAGGCGAUCCAGUAACCGAGAUGCUGUUCAUAAUCCGAGGCAGGCUAGAGAGCUCCACAACAGAUGGUGGGAGGUCAGGUUUCUUCAAUUCAAUCGCUCUCAGACCGGGCGACUUCUGUGGGGAAGAAACCCUUGCUUGGGCAUUAGUCCCCAACUCAAAUGCCAAUUUGCCAUCUUCCACAAGAACAGUCACAGCACUGGAAGAAGUAGAAGCAUUCGCAUUACGCGCAGAAGACCUCAAAUUCGUGGCAAACCAAUUCAGACGACUCCACAGCAAGAAACUACAGCACACAUUCCGGUUCUACUCGCACCAAUGGCGGACAUGGGCUGCAUCGUUCAUUCAAUCCGCUUGGCACCGCUUCAAGAGGCGGAAGAUGGCACACAAUCUUAGCAUAUCAGAGUCAUUGUCUAGCUUACCUCUUCUGGAGCACGAUGAAACUGAAACAACAGCAGCAGCAGCAGCAGCAAAAGAAGAAGAGAUUCCUUCAGAGCCAGAACAGAGCGUGGCUGUCAAGAGACUGGCUUUGCGAUUUGUGGCGAACACCAGAAGGGGGAAUCUUAGGAUGAAAGAUGUGGAAAUGCCUAAGUUGGUUAAGCCUCAAGAGCCAGAUUUCUCCAGAGAGGGAAGAGAUGAGGAAGGGAGCUUAUUUUGA